AUGGGUCUGGGUCUUGUCGCAACAAUCUCGAAUGCUUUGCGAAAUGACUUUCAGACUGAAUUAACCUCGUCAGAUAUGACAUAUAACAUGACUGGUGUUACUGUGGUGGCCAUUCUGGAACUGUCGAGUGGCAUCAUUGCUGCAUGCAUCCCGGGGGGUAUGCCCCUCUAUACAUGGCAUAAGCAGAGAACCAAGAGCAAAGCAACCAGCUCCUACAAGUCGACAAAUUAUCUCAACAUGCAAAAUAGGCGUAGUAAAAACGUCAAAGCAUCAUCAUUACACUCAUCAGACGCUGGUUCUAUGAACCAGUUUGUGCAGCCUUCAAAUGUUUGA
Penicillium longicatenatum is the source of this 333-nucleotide messenger RNA. RefSeq lists its product as uncharacterized. The record is from RefSeq and is a predicted model, not a curated record. NCBI's taxonomy places the organism in Eukaryota, Fungi, Ascomycota, Eurotiomycetes, Eurotiales, Aspergillaceae. The coding region runs from base 1 to 333 and encodes 110 amino acids. The transcript has 2 exons.